Sphaeramia orbicularis (orbiculate cardinalfish) is the source of this 3126-nucleotide messenger RNA. RefSeq lists its product as uncharacterized. The record is from RefSeq and is a predicted model, not a curated record. Gene Ontology annotation, cellular component: membrane. The coding region runs from base 368 to 2182 and encodes 604 amino acids. The transcript is spliced from 10 exons. NCBI's taxonomy places the organism in Eukaryota, Metazoa, Chordata, Actinopteri, Kurtiformes, Apogonidae.
AUGUAAACACUCAAAAAAAAAAAAAAAAAAACUCAGAAAAACUAAAAACUAAUAAAUAAAUAAAUAAAAACAUUGCAGGUAGAUUUGACCUUGAUCGGAAAUAAAGACACCGGAAGUGACAGGUGCCUCAGGUGUAAUGUUUCGCUCGCGCAGAUUUGACAAGUAAUUUCUGCUCUGUUUAACACACCUGUCUGUUUACCUGUGGGAGUUGUUUUCUUGGGCUUGUUCCAUCUUGUUCGUGGACUCAUAAGGGAUUUUGCUUCGUUGAGAGAGAGAGAGAAGAAAAAGUUGAAAUAUUUCCGUGAAACACCUGUAAUGGCGACAAAGUGAAAGCAGAGGAACCUCCGCGUUUUUUCGCCGUCCUGUCAUGGCACACAGAAACUUCAUACUUCUCAUACUCAACUUCUGUCUGGUUGCUGGACAGACUUCACAGUAUGUACUCAAGGGGACAGAAGCCAAAUUGUUACCAAGUAAAACCGUCAGUCAACCGGAAGAAAUUCUAUGGAAACACGAUGGAGACAAAGUGAUUGAGUUCGACGGCAGUGAGGAGAAGGUGUUUGGACAGUAUGAAAACAGGGUCACUCUGUUGUGGGAUUCUGCCGAGCUCAUUAUCGCAGACGUCAGAUAUGAAGACAGCGGGCUAUAUGAACUGGACGCAUUCAUCAAAGGAAAACUGCAUCAUUUCGACUUCAGGCUGACGGUCAUAGACAAAGUUACCAAACCCGUCGUAUCCUGUAAGUUGAUGGAUGAAAGCCUCCAUAACACGUCUGGACCACAGGCCAGAUUGAUGUGCUCUUCAGGAUCCGAACAACCUCAAGAUCUGAAGUUCAAAUGGCACUCGAAUGGAAAAGAGCAACCUGGCCAAGAACUGACAAUAAGUGUGGGAGAUAAACAUGAUGAUGACGAACACAGCUGUACAGUGAGCAACGUCGUGCAUACUGAAACAACUACAUUCACCACAAAGGAGUGCUACCCAGAAGAAUCUUCAGCACUGACUGUCAGUUUAGUGGUGGCAUUGGUUUUACUGUUGGUGUUUGCCAUCUGCGCUGCUCUUUUCUACUUCCGUGAACGACUACUUCAAGCAUGUCUACGAAGAGGGCGGAGUGAUGAUGUUGAAAAGCAGAAAGGAGAAUUAAAUGAGACAGCGACCCAUGAGGAACGCAGUCCUCUUGUACACAGGAAGUCCACACUGCCUUCCAAGCAACCACUGCGUAAUUUUCCCCAAAGUCCUCAAAAUGACUCCGAUCAAGACCCUCCUAAAGAAAUUAAGAGUCUAGAUGAACUUCGGGAACAACGGUCUGUCAAAAAAAAACGAGAGUUUUUUGAAUCCUAUGGACAGGCCACACCUUCACGACCAGCACCACGGAGAGAAAAUGACACCAAAAAAUGUCAGGAACCCAUGUCGUCACCUGCUCUGCUGACCAAUCAGUUGCCUCGUCAUCAAGAUCUGAAUGCUGAUGAAGACAAAGACCCACAGGUUGAGAAUUUAGCCCCUAAUGUAAAAGAAUCAGAACCAGCUGAUGAUGCAGUGCAGUCUUCUGAGGAUGAACAGUCUGAACUACUGUCGCCUGCUGCUUCUGAACAACCAGGGUCAGAGAAAGAGGAAGAUGAGAAUGAGGAAAUAGCGUCCCACCCGUCCAGUGCUGUCUCUUCUCAUACAGCUUCACCACAUUCCCCGCUGAGCCAAAGCGCUCAAAUUAAAGAAACCAAGGACACUGAUGAUGAACACAAAAACGACGGCAGCUCAGAUGAGGUCAGCGAACAGACUGAAGAGAAAAAUAUCAGAGAAUCUGACUCAUCAGGCGCAGGGGAAAUAAAUGAAUCAGGAGAGCCCGGUGAGAAAAAACAAUCCACCAUUCCUGAGCACAAAGGUUCAGAAAUACUGUCACAAAAAGAUGAAAAAUCACCCGCAGAAAACGAAUGCGGCAGUGAAAGUGAAAUUGCCAAGGUGACGAAUCCAUCUUUAGACACCACCCGCUCAGGUCUAGAUCUAGAUCAAGAGAGCAACAAGGUGCGUCAAGAGUCUAAAGGGCAGUCAGAUAACAGCGCAGCAAAGGAUGAUAAAAAUAACAAUCAAGGGGAAGAGAAAAAUGAUGUCGAAUGUGGUUCAGCCGACGAAGAGCCAGGUAAUGAUCAUCCGAGUCAGGAUGAAAAAGAGCAAAAGGCUGAUGCUGUUUCCUAGGCUUUCACUCAAGAAGACGGGGAAAAGGGACAGUAUUUGUGACAGUAGUUAUCGAUCAUGUAAUAAAAAUGUUUAAAGUAAAGAUGGAAUGUCACAGAGCUUUGACAGCAAAGAGAAUGCACAGAGUAACAGAUUUUACAGAGGGAUAUUUCCCUCAAAUGUCCAGCUUUUAUCAAAAACUAAUUUAGAAACAGUAACAUGGAAACUAAUAGAGAGCAGAAAAUAGACUUCGAAUUGGAGUAGAAGUACAGUGAGUGUUGUUUACUGUAUAUUGAGCAAAAAAAUUGAUUAAUCUACUUAAAGGCAGUUAUACUACAAAUGGUACCAUCAUAUCUGAACAAAAAUAAGUAAAUAAAUUAGUAAAUCACUUGUUAUAAAAAAAAAACUUAAUGAGUUUGAUUAGAAGUAGCUCUUAAUGCGAAGGAGGAAUGAAGAGUUCUGCUUUUGUUAUUAGCUUUUAUAAGCUUGAUAGAAUAGGUAUUUUUUAUUUUUAUUUUUUACCAGUGCAAAUAUUAUGUUUUAAUAUAUUUAGAAGGGUUAACAAAAGCUGCAUGUGAUUUCAGAAGCACUAACCUAAUGAAUGUACUAUGAUCACUGACCUUUCAUCUCACUACAGUAUGAGAAAUAACUACUAGUCCUCUAAACAUCAUAUCAUGUAUUAUACCAUAUGUACCAUAUACUAUGUUUAACCUCAAUCUAAGGUAAAGUACUGGUGUAAAAUGCAAAUCCGAAUAUUUGAAAAUAUUUGGUUGAUUGUAUUUGCCAGGAAAAAAAAACAGCAGUAUAGCUCAGGGUUUCUUCACAUUAAUCCAUUCAGUGUCUGUGAUUUAAAUGCCUCAAACUACAGCUAUUUUAUUUGGGUUUUGUUUUUAUAUCUUGUAAAUGUGUUUUGUGGUUGACACUUGUGCUCUUUUUUGUCAGUAAAAGACAUGCUGAGUGUAUGA